CCCGCCGCGAUGUUUCCAAUGUCUCUGUGUCUGUCUCGCCGCCCGGCACGCUGCACUCCUGUCUGCGCCCUCGCCCUCGCCCUCGAGCUGCGACACGCACUGCAACCCCAAGGCCCUCUGCCUCCCCGAUGAGCGCCCCAGCAGGCCAACGACCCAUCAUGCCACGACCAAGCUUCCCGCCCACGCCCGCACCAUCCACCGACAUCACGGGCAAGACGAGUGCUCUUGCAGGCCCGUUGGACACGACCCAUUUCGCCCUGCCGCCCGCUGCGAUAGGCAGCGCCCGCGGCAGCACCACCGAGCCGUCGUCCACGGCCUCGAAUGCCUCUGAUUCCUCGUACCGGCCCUUGUCGCCCGCAUCCCCUUCGGCCACCUCCAAGCCGCCGCCAGCUUCGCGCAAACGCCCCAGCUCCAGCCAGAGCGUCGUCACCAAAGAUGACUACUCGCUGCCCCCGCCGCCGACGCGCUCGCGCAAGAUCAUCCAGAUGAAGCCGAAGGAGUCGCAGGAGCAGCCCAAGACGGCCGCCUCGCCGGCUUCAGCAGCCAAGUCGGCGCCUGCUGGUGGUGCUGGUGCUGCCGGUGCUGCUGGCGGGAAGCGAAAGCAGUCUGGAAACACGACUGCGGCAGGCCGGAAAAUUGCUCGUAAGACGGCGCACAGCUUGAUCGAGCGCAGGCGGCGGUCCAAGAUGAACGAGGAGUUUGGCGUGCUCAAAGAUAUGAUCCCCGCGUGUGAGGGGCAGGAGAUGCACAAGCUCGCCAUCUUGCAGGCCAGCAUCGAAUACAUGCGCUAUCUACAACAGUGCGUCGACGACCUGAAGGCUGCCCAUCGCCCGAGGCGCGCCUCGCCUACGCCUGCGUCCCCACAACAGGAGCGAUCCCCACUUGCCGUCGCAACAGCUGCCGCAGAAGAAGACGACGACGACGACGAAGACGAAGACGAAGAAGAUGACCAGGAUGAGGAGAUGUCUGACGCCGUCUCCCCAAAGCACACUGCACAUGGCCCACGGACAGCGAACUACCAAUUUGCCAAUGCCUCGCCUGCCAUCUACCCCUCUGACCGCAGCGUGUACUCCACUACGACCUCGCCUGCACUCCGCCCAGGUGAUGUGCAGAACUACUCCGCAAACAUGUCUCCUGCCCUACAACCUUCUGAUCCGCACCACUACUCAUUGUCCUCCUCAAUACGUUCUACAGCCACAUCGCCCUUGAUUCAGGCAUCGCCAGCAUUUGGAGGGCAAACACCGUCGCAAGCGCAAUUCCAGAAUCCCUUCCCUACAGCUCCAUCAAGCAAAAACUCGCUCUCUGGCCCUGCCGGUGGCUUUGCGCUUACCUCUCCUGCAUUAGGACCACAGGCAGAUCGCGAAGACCAUGAAGCCACCGAGGCACUGUUGAUGCUGAAUACAGAUCGAAGAAGUUGGCAUGGCAGUAACGGUGGCCAAGGCGGUGGUCGCGGUAUGAGUGUGAGAGAUCUUCUGACUGGAUAGACGACUGUAGCUUUAUGUGGGACACGUUUCUGGCUAUGUUUGGCCUACAUACAUUGGGUAAGAGGAGGAAUCCAUGAAAGGCGUUGGAGGAUUUCUGCUUUGCGACUAUUUGCUCCUCGGAGGCCGUCGAUUGUUAACUAACGUGCGCUCUUUUGUUUGGAACCCGCGUACGUUGCGGUUCGAUGUAGCAGGUGCUCCACUAAUGAGUCGGAGAAGCGCACCAAAA
Paraphaeosphaeria sporulosa is the source of this 1710-nucleotide messenger RNA. RefSeq lists its product as uncharacterized. The transcript has 2 exons. Gene Ontology annotation, molecular function: protein dimerization activity. The record is from RefSeq and is a predicted model, not a curated record. The coding region runs from base 129 to 1484 and encodes 451 amino acids. NCBI's taxonomy places the organism in Eukaryota, Fungi, Ascomycota, Dothideomycetes, Pleosporales, Didymosphaeriaceae.